Molecule: messenger RNA, 1257 nt
Organism: Dendroctonus ponderosae (mountain pine beetle)
Lineage: Eukaryota; Metazoa; Arthropoda; Insecta; Coleoptera; Curculionidae
Product: abscission/NoCut checkpoint regulator
Exons: 5
Coding region: 132-1112 (326 amino acids)
Biological process (GO): abscission; mitotic cytokinesis checkpoint signaling
Cellular component (GO): midbody; centrosome; cleavage furrow
Molecular function (GO): phosphatidylinositol-3-phosphate binding; metal ion binding
Source: RefSeq, a predicted model, not a curated record
AUCUGACACUAGUAAAUAUUUAUGUUUGGAAUUUGAUUUUCUUAAAAAAAUAAUUAAUUGUUCUUAGACAUACAUUUGCUUUUAACGUGAACUAAAGUGAAUCAGUAUCUACCCAAAACUCAAGUUGCAACAUGUCUUGCAAUCAUUGCAAUACCAAAUACAAUUUUUUUCACAAGGAGGUACUUACGAUUACUUUACAGCUUAACAUUAGUUGUAAUUUCUAUUUAGAAACCUCAGGAUGCGCUCUCUGUGGUCUUUCAUUAUGCAGCAAGUGCCUCCAGCAAAAGUGCCAAAUACCUUCAAAGGGCCAAGGCGAAUUCAAAGUAUGCCGAACUUGUUACGCAAAACUGAAUACCCAAUCAGACGAUAAGGAAAACACUCUUAUCCCUCCAGAUAGAUUUUUUAAGAGGCUGGAAAACCUGGAAAAUCCAGCAGCUCCCCCUAUUACCGUCUACAGGGAGGACCCAAAGAUGAGUGCCUUGAAAAAUGGAUUAUCAGUAACCGACAAGGAAUUGGUAGAUCGACUGGAAAAGCUGAAGGAAAAGCAACCCUUACCGCCUUCAGACAGUGAGUUACGCGAACGACUGGCACGGUUAAAAGACAGUCCUUUUGAAAGUUCCUCGAAUGCUACUAAGCCACUUUUCAUGCCUGACAUGCGAACUGAUCAAGAGAAAGCCGACGCCCUUUUGGAACAAUACACUUUUGAACAAGCAAUAGGUUCAUUACACCAAAACCACGAGGAUUUAAGCCAACGACUCGCGGCCUUAAAAGGAGAAGAGCUUAAGAGCCUCCCAAAAGAACGGACUUCAAGCGAUUCCGACUCAGAAAAUGAAGUAGAGCGAAUUACUAAGCGAAUGGUUGCAGAACUUUCACUUGAGAGAUGUCCAGUGGGUGGGUCGAAGAUGACAUUCCCUCAUGAUGAUUAUGACGAUGAAGACUAUGAUUACGUUCGCUCAUCCCCUGAACUUCCCUGGUGCGUUCUUUGCAACAACGACGCAACAAUGAAGUGCUACGACUGUGGUGGCGAUUUAUAUUGCAAUUCGUGUAACGUUGAGGUGCACAAGAAAGGAGGCGAUUUGGAUCACAGGGUCGAACCAUAUAAGAAAAAAUAAGUAGAUAGCUCUGUUUUGUCAAAUUUAAUCUGUUAGGCUGAAAGGUGGAAAUGAACUAGCAAACUGAAUGCUUUUGAACAAUUCUGACAAAAAGUCAGUUUCUUUAUAAUGCUAGUCAUCGUAAUAAAUAAACAUUAUUGAUGAA